CAUGCUCGUUUUACAUAAAUAUUCCUAACGAAGACGUGUGUUAUGUGAAUGCUCGUGUUUGUUUUAUAUACAGCACAAAUUCUGAUGGUCACAUGAGGGUUUUGACCUAGAAGGAAAUGUAAUACUUUGAGGGAUUAAGUGAGCUAACCAUAGUGAAUCUUUUUCAUUAAAGAAACUUAAACGGUCGUGUUGUAAGUGAUAAGUUCCUGCGAAUUCGUGACCUGGGCCGGAAAACACACCGACAUCCAAAAUGGAUCCGGAAGCAUUCCUGGAUAUCGCCAAUCAGGUGAUAAAGCUGAAAAUGUUCCCGUACUUUGAUAUCGCACACAGUCUGUUGUGUGCGCUGUCGGUGAAGGAGGAUCUCGGAGCUGGGGCGCAAGCAUUCUCUCGUAAGCAUCCGCUAGCAUGCUGGCUGUCGACGAUGCUGGUCGUAUUCGCCGGCGGUAUGGUCGCCAACGGAUUACUCGGGGAACCAAUCUUGGCGCCACUGAAGAAUACUCCACAGCUGCUCGUAGCCACCGCUUGUUGGUACAUCGUUUUCUACACUCCCUUCGACGUUGGAUACAAGGUGGCCAAGUUCCUGCCAGUUAAACUGGUAGCUAGUGCCAUGAAAGAAAUUUAUCGUGCAAAGAAGAUACACGAUGGUGUCACACAUGCUGCAAAACUAUACCCGAAUGCAUUCAUCAUCAUGAUCAUCAUUGGUACGCUCAAGGGCAACGGAGCUGGAUUCACGAAGCUGUUGGAACGAUUGAUUCGAGGUGUUUGGACUCCAACCGCUAUGGAAUUCUUGCAGCCAAGCUUCUACACCAAAGCCUCACUCAUCGCUUCCAUUAUCUUCGUGCUGGAUAAAAAGACUGAUCUGAUCUCGGCUCCACAUGCCCUGGUAUAUUUCGGCAUUGUGAUUUUCCUUGUCUACUUCAAACUGUCGUCGUUGCUCCUGGGAAUUCACGAUCCUUUCGUACCGUUCGAAAAUCUUAGUUGCGCGCUGUUCUUCGGUGGCAUCUGGGAUAGCCUGGCCAAGAUUCUGGGCCGCGGACAAGCGAAAGAGGAAUCCAAGGACGCAAAGAAGUCGAACUGAACAAGCG
Malaya genurostris is the source of this 1085-nucleotide messenger RNA. Its product is annotated as trimeric intracellular cation channel type 1B.1. NCBI's taxonomy places the organism in Eukaryota, Metazoa, Arthropoda, Insecta, Diptera, Culicidae. The coding region runs from base 251 to 1078 and encodes 275 amino acids. The record is from RefSeq and is a predicted model, not a curated record. Gene Ontology annotation, biological process: potassium ion transmembrane transport. The transcript is spliced from 5 exons. Gene Ontology annotation, molecular function: identical protein binding; potassium channel activity. Gene Ontology annotation, cellular component: membrane.